Messenger RNA from Fusarium vanettenii 77-13-4, 861 nucleotides. RefSeq lists its product as uncharacterized. The transcript is spliced from 3 exons. NCBI's taxonomy places the organism in Eukaryota, Fungi, Ascomycota, Sordariomycetes, Hypocreales, Nectriaceae. The record is from RefSeq and is a predicted model, not a curated record. Bases 1 to 861 code for a protein of 286 amino acids.
AUGCUGAAUGCACCCUCAACUCCUAGAAACCUCGAGAUGUCACCGAGAACAUCAAUAGGUGGCUGGGUUUCUUCAGAAGCACAACAUGGCUCGACAACGCAGACACAAGCUAGUACAACGGUAGAAACGCCACCAUCAGAAGAGGAAAUCAAUCUCAAACCGUGGAAGUUCAUCGGUUACAAGGGGUAUGCCGAGUUUAUAUCAUCCGACGACGACUGGUUCAUUCUUCGACGCUUCGGUACACUCAACAUCCGAGUCGCCCUCGCUUUACAAGACGAAGUGUCAGUUUUGGAGGAGAAGCUAAAGAAACUAGACGCAACCUAUAGCCAACGUGGAGCACCGGACCGACACAAUGGAAGACUUCGAGGGGAUGUAGAAGAACGAAGAGCCUUGAUUGAACUGCUUUCAGACAAACUCUACAAGUAUACACAAGAAGAACAAGAAUAUCUACAGCAUGGAAAGGACCUCAUCUGUGUGGCCCAGAAAGACAAGACGCCCUUGCGCCGUCUCAUCGAUUCUUCGUUAACCAUCCGGACGUUGCCAAUCUGGAGACACAAGGACAAGGCGGUGCCAAACUAUGACGCCGAACACGUCUCUUACUACUCGGAUAGCCGCAUGGACAAGUUUGCCUCUGCUGUGAUCGCUAUCAUUGGUGUCGUCAUGCUCAUCACGCCCAUCUGGGUCCUCCAGGCCAUGGACGGGCUGAAAGCGAAAUUGGGAGUCAUCACGGCGUUCGUGCUCAUAUUUCUCCUGACACUGUCAUUUGCAAUGGCUUCGAAGCCCUUCGAAGCCCUUGGAGCGACAGCGGCAUACGCGGCAGUGUUGAUGGUGUUCACCCAACUGGGGACCCCGGACCGAUGA